Messenger RNA from Cherax quadricarinatus, 1395 nucleotides. RefSeq names its product ester hydrolase C11orf54 homolog. Lineage: Eukaryota; Metazoa; Arthropoda; Malacostraca; Decapoda; Parastacidae. Gene Ontology annotation, cellular component: nucleus. Gene Ontology annotation, molecular function: hydrolase activity, acting on ester bonds; zinc ion binding. The record is from RefSeq and is a predicted model, not a curated record.
UUUGUUAUUUAGCCACAAGUAUGUGGCUGCUGUCCUAGUUUGUGAGUGCUACCUCAGCUACACUGGUGUUACUCUCUCAGUAGCUUACGGGAAGAGAGAGAGUGGAGAGGUGCAGCUAUGUCUAUCUCAGUUGAAGCAAAGCCCCUUUAUGUUCCACCGCUGGAGGAGGUGGCUUCUGUUUUACAGAAUGGCUUGAAGAAGAAUUUUGCUGAAGUGCAUGUGUCUGUGGUUGAAUGUCCUGAUUUGUCUCAGGAACCGUUCUGUUUGGAAGGAAAGGGACUGUGUGGUUCACCUAGGCUGAGUGACGUAGGUGGUGUUCCACAUCUCCUUCCAAGUCCACUCAAGGAUAAAGUGUAUAACAUAAAGGAACUUGCUGCAUCUGUAGACCUACCGGAGGCCUUCGUGAUAGGCGCGGGCGCAGGUCCACACGAGUAUAUUGGUGUCAACAGCGAGUUAAUGGCGAACACUUUAACUGGGAAGACAGCUUCGAAUGGUUCCCGUGUUGCGAAGAUUGACUCUUCAGGAAACAACGAACUGCUUAAGUUACCUGAAAGUGAAACUGGAUGUUCUCUCAUGCUGAACAUGUUUGCUUGUGAGGGCCGUACUGGUCAGGUUCUUCGGAUUUUGGCCAAGAAACGUACCGGGAGCCUCAAUUUUGUGACGUGUCUGCGACAAGCACUGACUGACCAUUAUGGCGAUAAAGCAGUGGGUCUAGGAGGGACAUUUCGUAUGGUACAAGGAUCAGCUAAGUGCCACGUAAUGCCUGACUUCUCCUCCUCACCUAUCAGCUGCGAAGAUGAGCUCAAUCAAUGGCUCCGUUUCUUUGAAUUGCCUUCCCCGAUGGUGUUCCUGUCUACCUUAGUGUCCAGAGAUCCUGGGAUGGACCUCCGCCUGGAGCAUUCUCACGGCUAUGGCAAGGAAUAUGGAGGACAUUACCACUACGAUACCACCCCAGAAACUGUGGAAUAUCAGGGGUUUUACAACGUGGCGGAGUUCAUGUACCGUGUAGAUAGGCCUAAAGUUACCCAUAGCUUUGGCAGAAACUAAUAAAUGUAUUUUCCAAGGAAUAAUUUACCCUUGGAUCAAACUUCAUUGCUUUCCAUUCCCCAGCGGAUUGAGCAAUAAAUUAAGAAAACAAUAAUAAUACACAUUAAAUUCACACCAGUAACAAUGACAUUGUAACUUCCGUAUCUUAUCAAGUCGUUAUAUUCUCCCUUGAAGCAGAAAAUAAAAAUUACAUCUGAAUUGGUGUGUAUACCUUAUACAAUAUUAAACAAAUGGUUUUAGUGGUAAAGGACUGGGUGCAAUAUUUCCUGUCUAUUCAUACAUAGGCCUAUGACAUUCUGGUGUAUCAAGUUAUAAUCACAAUUCAUUAAAGGUUUUUAAAAUGGGUAA